Messenger RNA from Bathycoccus prasinos, 1029 nucleotides. RefSeq lists its product with no specific name. The record is from RefSeq and is a predicted model, not a curated record. Bases 1 to 1029 code for a protein of 342 amino acids. Gene Ontology annotation, molecular function: glycosyltransferase activity. The transcript has a single exon. Gene Ontology annotation, cellular component: membrane. Lineage: Eukaryota; Viridiplantae; Chlorophyta; Mamiellophyceae; Mamiellales; Bathycoccaceae.
AUGAAGAGGCGAUUUUAUACCAAAGCUUUCAUCGUGUCCAUAACAUUUAUUCUUUUAAUUACUAUCAUGCAAAGCCUGUUUGUAGUAGAUGAAAAAAGACUUUCCCGAAAGUCGCGUUCAAAAACAUGCUCCCCAACUUCAAGUCCGCAUGCAAAGUCAAGCUGGAAUCUUAGCUCGGCACUACAAGCUGAUAAAGAGUAUGACUUUUCACUUUCUUCAAAAAGUACGGAAACUUUCACUGUCCUUAUAAAUACAUUCAAGCGAAGAAGCUUAUUGAAGCAUGCGGUUGCGCACUAUUCUAAGUGUGAAAAUGUGUCAAACAUAAGAGUGGUGUGGUCUGAACAGGUCAAGCCUCCAUCAGCUUUAAAUCAAACGGAGAUGCAUGAUUAUUUUGCUCGACACUUUGGGUUUGUGCAAUAUGAUACUCACAGAACAACUUCUAUUCAAAAUCGCUAUGCAAGACUCGUAAACUUAAAGACACAAGCUGUCUUCCACGUAGAUGAUGAUGUGAGAAUUCCAUGUCAUAGUUUGGAGAGUGGAUUUCAACAAUGGAAAAAACAUAAGGAUGCUCUUGUAGGCUUUGAGGUAAGAGCUCAUGAAUUAGUAGGGGAUGGAUGCAUCAGCUUUCGCUAUAAUCACAAUCGUUUUGAUAUUUGGUGGAAAAAAAGAUAUUCUAUUACCCUCACAAAAGCUGCAUUUUCACAUGCAAAAUAUCUAUUGCUAUAUGAAACAAAUCUUCCGAGCGAUGUUCGUUCCUACGUCGAUCAACGCACGAAUUGCGAAGAUAUUGCGAUGCAAAUGUUAGUUUCUUCUAUUGUGCGGGGAAAGAGUCUCACUGAGCUCAAAAGUGCAACGGUUUAUGUGCCAGCUUCUACUUUCUACAAGAUUACUUCAAAAUUAGAAAAAAGAAAUAUACAAGGGAUCAGCUCGAAUGUUGGACACAUAGAAACAAGAUCAAAUUGUAUCAGUGACUUAUCAAUUAUGUUUAUGGGAGAUUCUUACCAAACUCCUUUAUAUUAUGCAACUUGA